AUGGCCACAUUCGCGAAUGAAUAUUUUUUUUAUGUGAUUAGGUAAGCUCACAAUAACUCAAUGUAUGAAAAUUCAGGCAAUGGAAACCCCGUCGUUAUAUCUACCAGAGUCAUGGAAGGACGAUGUCACAAUGCACAGCAUGAUGUCAGUAAUAAAGGUGAUAUUUUUCAUCGGUUCUAUUAAAGAAAUCGGUGUUAUAGGAAAGAUAUGUUAAUUCCGUUGACCACGAUCGAAAGAUCAAGUUUUGGUCUGAGGCGAUCGCUGCCAGUUGCCUUGGCGAGAGAAGUUCCGUGUUUGACUUGAAUGUUCUGAAAAGGAGAUUUCGAAGAGGUGACAGGAUACCGGCCAGUCUUGAUAUUGUCAUUGAAGAAAUGAAAAGGUAGUAUUUUACAAUUUCAUCGUGUUUUAGUUGUUCUGAUAUCAGAAAUGGGACAGCUGUGUCUCAAAUGGAUUGGCGCUCGCAACAUUCUGGUUGGAUAGGAUGGGGCAUAUCCAAAACGAAAAGCUGGAUGUACGGAAAUAAAAACGAUGCUGAGCGACUGAUUCAUUUGCCGACCCUCAAGGUAAGGUUUUUCUCAGAGUUGUGCUCUAUGCCAGUCGCGCUGGCCAUAGUUUUGCAACGUGGUCGAGAAUUCGCCAGUUUUCAAACCUUUUUGUCUCGAAAGUUUCACGGAAUGUGUUUAUGGGGGAGAGAGUAAACGGAAAUUGUUAUUUAGAGAAACUAGGGGAUGUAAAUUAUCAAAGGAGAUAAAAAAAAAAGUUCGCGAUUGUGGGCCGAUUCGACUAUCUGCCUCGGCCCAACGCACAGCUCUGGCUGCUGAGCAGAUAUGUUAAAAUGAAGUAUAAGGGAAAAAAUCCGCAGAGUAACGACUAAUAAAGAAAUCUAUUGAUCGAAAAAAAGGAAAAUUCAUUUAUAUCAUUGAAUACCUGUGAAGAAAUCUUCUAACAGUGUGACCGCUUCGCGGGGCGAGGCUUCCGGUCUGAUCAGCAGCUCUGCUUGCUCCGAAAAAAUGAGAUAGCUCAUCUGGUUUCACGAAUCCUUAUUGUUCGAUCAUCAUUGUUGAACUCCGAUCAGUUUCUAGACCCCAUUUCCGAGUGUAGAAAAGGAAACUUAUUUUAUUAAAUCCCUCUCUAAUCUCUGAAGUAUGUAUAUCUUUUUUCGGUUUAAUAAAGUCUGAAGGCUCUUCCAUUCUACGUAUCUGGAAAUUUCUCGCAAACUAUGAUUUAUUUGACUGCUUCAUGCGCAUUGAAAGACAGCGAAUUUGGAUUACUAACUUUCGAAAUGGAAAAAUAUUUUUUUUUCAGAAACAAGCAGAACGUUUGCUAAAAGUUUACAACGACGAACUCCGAUCAGAAGUUGAUUGCUCCGGAGAAUUGAUUGGUUACGUUGAACUUUACGACCUCUCAACUGGUUUCAUUUGUAACACUGUGAGAGAUAUCUUCUUAAAAAUUAUUUCGAAAACUGGUUCUUUCAGGAAAACUUCGAUAUGGUGUUAGAUCAUCUGGUUGACAUCGGAGAACUUACAAUAGGAGCUGCGAAAAAUGGCGAUAAAAUUUUGAAGUUCAAGGUUAGCGAAAGACGUUUUUUUUUAACAAUAACUCUAGUGAGCAGUAUCAGGGCCGUAGUUGUACGAGAGAUUAUAUCUACCCUAAUGGGUUUUUUUUAUCAAUGGAAAUGCACAGGCGAAUCGAGAGGGUGCCAUAAUGUGUCGACAAAGAUACCUCUCAAAAUGGAUCGUGAAGACCUCAUAAUGUGUGCAUCGUGAGAACUCCGGCAUACUUUUUAGCUAUAUCUAAGCUAUUUCGAAGGUACUUGAGAGUCUCCCUCAAUCUCAUUUUGCUCAAAGUCCUCAGUGGCAUACUCGAGGUACCAUCUUGAGACUUCAGAGCCUGCGAUUCCAAUGGCAGUCAAAAAAAUAGUUUUUUUGUCUUUCGGAUCACAUACCAAUCUCGUUACUUGCCAAGCCUUGUACUCUUCUUGUUUCCCUUCGAUUUUAACCACUAGUCAUAAAAAAUCCUUUAUGAGUUGUUCAAAGGCAGAGAGGUCCGAAAUGAACUAGAGUAUCACUACAAACAGCUCAUCGCCUCGAUUAUUUUAAUUCCGCCACAUAAAAGAACUUUAUCAAUACAAAAUUUAUCGAAAAAAAACUGUAAUAUUGGAAAAACUAUGAGUUUGAAGGAUAUUUCGAGCAAAGAACCGGUUUGCUUCACUGAAACUGACGCAAGUUUACACGACAUCCGCCGAGCGAUGGGAAAAGUAGAGAAGGAGAUAAAUUCGUUGGAGCUCAAAGUCAAAAGGUGAGUUCUUCCCCCGAAUAAUUUAAUAAAAGUCUUCGAAGAUAUGACCAGCAAUGCCGAGCUGCUCUUCGUUCCGGAGAAAAAAGCAAAGCGGCAAACCUUCUGCGCCAGAAAAAACGGACCGAAAAAGAUAUUUCGGACAAGGAUGGGCAGUAUCAACGCUUGUUGACCAUGCUUCAUCAAAUCUCAUCAGCGAAGGUAGCGUAUAUCAGAAUCUUGGUUGAUAAUUUGUUUGAAGCAUAACCGAGAUGUACUGGACGCUUAUCAGUCAGGAACCGCUGCUUUCAAAGCAAGCCUCUCGAGACAUGGACUGUCUCCCGACAAAGUAAGCAAAAGAAAGUAAUUGGUUAUUCAUUUCUCUAGUCUUUCAGAUCGACGAGGCUAUGGAUGAAGUGGUUUCUUCGUUGGAUGACUAUCGUGAAAUAGAAGAAGCAAUGGCAAGACCCAUGCCCUCUGUAGGAAUCUCUGGAGAUGAAGACUUGGAAAAAGAACUGGAUGACCUCGUAAAUGCUCAGAAGGUUUUUCAAAAUCUCGGUGUCAUCUAUUUUAAUCAAUCACUUUCAAGAACGGAUCUCCUCUUCGACUCCCGGAAGCUCCGACAAACAAAUUCGGGUUGUUCGAUGAAGAAGAAACUGUCGAGAAAAGCAUCGAAAAAAGAUUGCAAAGACUCCGUGAAGCUGUGUGA
This is a messenger RNA of Caenorhabditis auriculariae, 2983 nucleotides long. The record is from the annotation of a GenBank genome assembly. Lineage: Eukaryota; Metazoa; Nematoda; Chromadorea; Rhabditida; Rhabditidae.